CACAUAUGCACGGUUCUCUGUCAGCCUCCAGCUCUGAUCUGAGUCCAGUUCUACUGAGAACCUUUAGAUCGGAUCCUCUUUAAUGAAUCUGGAUCAGCGUCGUGUCCUCACAGCUGCGGUUAAACGCGGCGGCCGGUCCUCACAAAGCUACCACUGUCCGCUCUCUCUCACACACACAAACGCAGAGAUCCUGCCUUUGCGGAAGCCGGAGGAGCCGAGGCGGCGCUAAAUUAAAUUAGCAUACUAACUAUCUGUGAACGGACGGACGGCCGAGCGGAGCUGCUCGACACUCACUCGUUUCCUAAAUUCAAGACUCCAGCGGGUCCGGCCUCAUUUUGUCGGGAUCUUCCUGCCGUCCGCCUGCCGAGGAGAUGGGGGACAAGGCGGGCACCAGAGUUUUCAAGAAGUCGAGCCCCAACUGUAAGGUAACAGUUUAUCUGGGAAAGCGAGACUUUGUGGAUCACCUGGACCACGUGGACCCAGUAGAUGGAGUGAUCCUCGUCGACCCCGAAUACCUGAAGGACAGGAAGGUCUUCGUCACGCUCACCUGUGCGUUUCGAUACGGACGUGAAGAUCUCGACGUUCUGGGUUUGUCUUUCCGGAAGGAUCUCUACAUCUCAACCUUCCAGGCCUUCCCUCCGGUGCCUGAGGAGCGUAAACCCAACAGCCGGCUGCAGGAACGUCUGCUGAAGAAGCUUGGCCAACAUGCACAUCCCUUCUACUUCACUAUUCCUCAGAACCUCCCCUGUUCAGUCACUUUACAGCCCGGACCAGAGGACACCGGGAAGGCCUGUGGGGUCGACUUUGAGAUCAGAGCUUUCUGUGCCAAGUCAAUAGAAGAGAAGAUCCACAAGAGGAACUCAGUGCGUCUGGUGAUCAGGAAGGUCCAGUACGCUCCAGAGAAGCCUGGUCCUCAGCCCAUGGUGGAGACGACUCGCAGUUUCUUGAUGUCGGACAGAUCUCUGCACCUGGAGGCCUCUCUGGACAAGGAGCUGUAUUACCACGGAGAGCCAAUCAGCGUCAACGUCCACGUCACCAACAACUCCACCAAGACGGUCAAGAGAGUCAAGAUCUCUGUGCGUCAGUAUGCAGAUAUCUGCCUGUUCAGCACUGCCCAGUAUAAAUGUCCAGUGGCCCAGCAGGAGGCAGACGACCAGGUGUCGUCCAGCUCCACCUUCUGUAAGGUUUACACUCUGACCCCGACGCUGGACAAGAACCGAGAGAAGAGAGGACUGGCUCUGGACGGGAAGCUGAAGCACGAAGACACCAACCUGGCCUCAUCUACCAUAGUGAAGGACGUCACCAAUAAGGAGGUUCUGGGGAUCCUGGUUUCCUACAGAGUCAAAGUGAAGCUGGUGGUUUCUCGUGGAGGUGACGUGUCAGUGGAGCUUCCCUUCAUCCUGAUGCAUCCUAAACCUGUGGAGCCGCCGGCGUCUCGUCCUCAGUCAGCUGUUCCUGAGAUGGACCCUCCCAUCGACACCAACUUGAUAGAAUUCGACACAAACAGCAUCUCCCAGGACGAUGACUUUGUGUUCGAGGACUUUGCUCGUCUGCGGCUGAAGGGUGUGGUGGACGAUAAGGACGAGGACUGCUGAAUCCUGGAUCCGUUCAGCUACAUUCCCUCUAAGGAGGAGGAGGUUUGGAGGCGUCCUGCUGCUCUUCCUGCUUCGUCUCGCCGCCGUCGUUCGUCUCCAUCGUUCCUCGUCGCGUUUUGGCUGAAGGCCGGAGGUGUUUGUGGGCAGAGCCUGAAGGAAGCAGCGGCGCUCGUCUUUUAUUUUGAAACGUUUCUGAAUGUCGACCGUUUUCUCGCCGUCUUGUACAAACAGAAUCUAUAUUUGAAAAAAAGAAGUCUACGAGCAGUCGAGAGCCGCUUUGUUUGGUUUGUUUCUCUUUCAGUGAAUCCUGUCGACGCUUUUUAUCACAAACGCUCACAGAAGUCUUACACGAUUCACCAGCAUCCUCUCGCCUCACGUCUUCACAACGAUUCCUCCUCGUCAGACCUUUAAUCCUCCUCAUAGCUGCAGGAGACGCUCCGGGUUUUAGUCAACAAACGACAGAACGAGAUAAAAACCAAGAGGCUGGGUUUGGUUCCUGAUCAGAAUAAAAGAAUAAAAGUCAAGAAAUAAUCUGCAGAACCACUUUAGGGUCAGAAAGAAAGAAAGAAGUUUGUAGAUCCUUGAUUUAUCCAUAAACCUAAAGAAGCAGGACGAAGGAACAUCAAGAAGAAAUUUAGGCUUUUUUCUCACUAUUUUCACUUAAAUCAUUUGAUUUUCUAAAUAAAUUUCCAGACAAAUAACCAACAAAAUGAAACUUUUUUUCCCUUAAACUGCAUUUUUAUUCUCAGUUUUUGGCCUCAUUUCUAGUUAAACAGGAAAACAAGCAGAAAAACAUCUGAAGUUUCUGUUCAAAAUUCAGUUUAAAUGAAUAUUACACAAAUAAAAGCUUGGUAUUUUCAGAAUAAGAGCCCGCUGUAGAGUGUAAACGGUGAUUUUAUCUUAGCUAAAAGUGAAACUAGUUUGUAAAUGAAAGUUUUCUGAGUUUCUUCUCUUCAGGUUGGAAUAAACGAUUUUUUGCACAUUUAGUUUUUCUGUCUGGUUCUGGAGUCUGAGGUGAAACUUUAAUGUCUUUUGUUGGUUUUUGUCUUUUCCUUGAAUUUGUUGACAAAAGUGAAAUCAGUAAAUUUAACGACGUCUUGGCUUCAUGUUUCUUUGUUCUUUUCACCAUUCAGAUAAAAGUUAGUUUUUGUUUCCAUGAAGGAGCUGAAUUCACUUUAAUGAAACGCUGUUGCUCAAACUUUUACUUUGAAACGGUUUAAAAACAAACACUGACUUUGAGUUUCUACUGAAGGUUUUUAAACGUUGCAGGAGAAUCUGCUGCUCGAUGGUUUUUAUCGUCCAGAUGCUCCAAUAGUUUAAUUUGUGCCUUCAGCGCCUCGCUGCUGCCAACGAGUCGAUUGUUUGCCAAUUAUUGCUCAGUUUAGUCAUGUUGUGGCUAAAAUGGUUUAAAAAAUGCCAACAUUUCUGUUUCCGUUUUCUUCAAACUAAAUCAUUUUAUCUCCAAUAACUUGUCUCUAAAAUUUCACUUUCAAUACAAAAAACAUUUUUUUCUUUUCUUAAACGUCUGAUUUUAAGUUUAAAAUUAAAACAAUCCUUUAAAAAAAUCUUUUCGUCAAUAUUCUGUUCCUGUCAUUUUUUUUAAAAAUUAACACCAAAAAACGGUUUAAAUCUAAACUUUAAACUGAAAUAUUCUCCUGAUUUCAUGAUUUUUAUUGCUCAUGAAUAAUUUUUUUUGGAGAAAUUCUGACUUUAUUCUUGUAAAAUUUAAGAAUUUAGAACCCAAAAGUGUCUUCAUUAUCGUUGUUUGACUAAUUUUUGUUAUAUUUUGAUUAUUUUUAACUGAAUUUAUUCCUGUAAUGUUCUUUGACAAAUAACUUUAUAAAUUUGUCUGUAGUUGUGGAAACAAGAUAUUUAUGGAUUUAUCUACAGAUUGGAGCUUUAACUGCAGAUUUAUUUGACUUUUUAAAACUGUUUUUGCUCCAAAAAAUGAUCAAAAUGAUUGUUUAUUGAAAAAUGUCUUAAAGUUCUGGUUUCUCCUGAAUAUUUGGGCGUUUUCUCCCAGAAUUCCAGUUCGGUGAUAAAUUAUUGAUUGAAGACCAAAGUCGAUCGGUGCCAUGAAACCCUGGAGCCACCAGCAGCAGCAGCGUCCCGCUAAACGUUUAAAACCUCCACGUUUAUCUCCUCCUUUCUCUAAAAACUCAAGUCCUCGUGUUGAUUUUCAAAAUAAAAGCCUGCACAGUUGGACGGUUCUGGAAUUUCUGCACUUUGAUCGAAGACAAACCCUCAGUUUCUGCUUUUUGAAUGUUUGAUCGUUCGGACGCCGUUCGAUCGUUUAGACGCCGUUUUUCUAAAUCGUUUUUUUACCUCUAAACUGCCAACUUCCCUCCUCCUCCUCGUCCAUCUUUCGCUCAGACUGUCAGAAGGGAAGAAGAAGCCGACGCGGAGCAUGUUUUUAAUUUUUCGGAUUUCUUUUUUUUAUUUUCCAAGCAGUGCUGUGAAUCGUACGAGCUGUGAUUCUGUCCUUAUUUUGUCGUGCAUAUGUGGGGUAACUUUGCUAAGUGUGAAAAUAUUUUGAAUAAGUGCCACGCCCCGGCCUGUGCGAUGCUACCAUACUGUCUAUAAACAGGAAGUGAUUCUGCUGGUGGACCGACGCCAGAAAAGAUAGAAUUCUGAUUAUUAUGCUUCUGAUUAUUAUUAUUAUUAUUAUUAUUAUUAUUAUUAUUAUUAUUAUGGUGACUAUUAUUAUUCUACUGUAUCAUCACUGCGACCAUGAUUAUCCUCAUAAUCAUUUAAGAGUCUAUUGUUUUGCCAUGUAUUUUUUAUUUUGAGAUUUUUAUUUUAGUUUUCUUUUUAUUAUUAAAGGUAAAAUGAACUAACA
Amphiprion ocellaris (clown anemonefish) is the source of this 4434-nucleotide messenger RNA. RefSeq names its product arrestin red cell. The record is from RefSeq and is a predicted model, not a curated record. The transcript is spliced from 16 exons. Bases 372 to 1595 code for a protein of 407 amino acids. Lineage: Eukaryota; Metazoa; Chordata; Actinopteri; Pomacentridae. Gene Ontology annotation, biological process: positive regulation of ERK1 and ERK2 cascade; G protein-coupled receptor internalization; signal transduction. Gene Ontology annotation, molecular function: angiotensin receptor binding. Gene Ontology annotation, cellular component: cytoplasm.